CAUGAAAAUAUAGGAACAUCAUUCUAAGUUCUUUGUUUAUAGAAUUUAGUAUUCUUACUAAUAUGUCUCGCUUCGUAGUCCUCGCUAUCUUCAUCCAGGCUUGCCUGCUCCAGAUGGUUCUGAGCCAGUCUUGCGGUUGCAACCAGUACGGUUCGUCCGGACUGAGCUCACAGAGCUGCGGCUCGUACGGCGGCACCGGCACCGGACAGGUGGGCGUGUCCGGCAACAUCGACGCGUGCGGCAACACCUGCGUGGUCGGCUCCGUGCCCGUGCUCGGCUCCGUGGACUUCGGCGGCUGCGUGCCCGCCUGCGGCUCCGUGUCCAUCAAGGGACAGUGCGGUUGCGGAUGCCAGUGAUUUUUCUAACUUGACUCAGUAUUUGUAAUAAAAGUUUAUAGUGAAUAA
Cydia pomonella (codling moth) is the source of this 404-nucleotide messenger RNA. Its product is annotated as chorion class high-cysteine HCA protein 12-like. The transcript is spliced from 2 exons. The record is from RefSeq and is a predicted model, not a curated record. Bases 63 to 356 code for a protein of 97 amino acids. NCBI's taxonomy places the organism in Eukaryota, Metazoa, Arthropoda, Insecta, Lepidoptera, Tortricidae.